Drosophila sechellia is the source of this 1185-nucleotide messenger RNA. RefSeq lists its product as uncharacterized. NCBI's taxonomy places the organism in Eukaryota, Metazoa, Arthropoda, Insecta, Diptera, Drosophilidae. The record is from RefSeq and is a predicted model, not a curated record. The transcript is spliced from 2 exons. Bases 560 to 901 code for a protein of 113 amino acids.
AAACAAAGGCACUAAGUUGCGGCGACAUGUAGCGCUUUAAGCUGUGGCAAGCGAGCGAGGCCAAUGAAUACCAAGCGAAUCGAUAGUGCGAAAUCGAACUCCGGGGGCAGCGUCAGCAGGGCAGGCAUUUUUCUGCUCGGUCGACCCAGUGUGCGGAAAAGCAAUUUCGGUCUGAGCCACCUCAAGUAGCUGCCGCUUUUCCGGCUUUCCCGCCACUCCCGUUUUCCACUAGGCCAAACGAUUUGCAAAUUUUACGAACGCACCACUGGGUAUUGCUCACAACCAAUCGAGGGCAUUAGCUGGGCAAAAAAUACAAGACGUCUUAACCAAACACGGAGCAAAUGUUCAAUUUUCAAGUCAAUCAACUAGAAAAAACUUGCACUCACUCGCUGCGCAAAUCCUUUGCGUACAGGUUUCCGGCAUGGAAUGCUGGAUUUCGGGCACAAAGUUCUUGCAACUCGGAAUUAAGCGAUUAGAUGGAAGUUUGCCACCCAGUUGGCACGCAUAAAUUAUUCCAAGUUUCCGCUUCUGUCGCCAGCAGAUUCGCACACUGAAAAAAAUGAGACUCCCACAACUAAAAAGCAUAGGAUAUACACGACUCGGUUGCACAAUGGACGCGCAUUCCACAGCCGUCGCAGGCAUAGAUAUGGAAUUGGACUUCGGCGAGGACACGGAUGAGCACGAAGAAUUGGAGAAAGUGGGUCAGCCUGAGAAUUUGUUAGCGAUGGUGCGGCGCCUGCAGGCAAACCACAUGUGGAUCCGGGAGCAGAUGACUCACCUACAGCGCCGCCUGGUGACCCAUCGGCUGUACAAGCAAAGAAGCCUCUACGAGGGAAAGGAGCGGUUGCAGCUAAUCCUGCUGAGCCUGCAGGUGAAAUACGGACGCCACUGGGCACUGUAGGGGAAUCGAUGGACGAUGGAGCUCGGAAUUCGGUUGUCAACACUUCAGAAUGAUGCGACGAGCGUGGAAAAUUACAAGCAAACUGUCAUGGUGAAAGAUGAUGUAAUGAUGUUCUCAAAUUCGAUUGCGCUAACACAUCUUAAGUUGUGCUAAAUAAUUCACGGUUUAAUAUUUCUUUAAUAGUUGUUUUAGGAAGAUUAAUCAUAAAUGCUUAUGUCCUGUCUUUCCUUUGUUUAAAUAUUAUACCCUUGCUGAGAUAAUAUUGAUCUCAGACAGCAGCUUAA